Messenger RNA from Nerophis lumbriciformis (worm pipefish), 3522 nucleotides. RefSeq lists its product as uncharacterized. Gene Ontology annotation, cellular component: nucleoplasm. Gene Ontology annotation, molecular function: DNA-binding transcription repressor activity, RNA polymerase II-specific; RNA polymerase II cis-regulatory region sequence-specific DNA binding. Lineage: Eukaryota; Metazoa; Chordata; Actinopteri; Syngnathiformes; Syngnathidae. Gene Ontology annotation, biological process: regulation of cytokine production; regulation of immune system process; negative regulation of transcription by RNA polymerase II. The record is from RefSeq and is a predicted model, not a curated record.
AAACGGAGUACGGCAGAACUGAACAGUCAGUCUUAUUAUUUGUUCUCCAGUUUGAAAUAUUUACGUCGUUUAAAAUACAUCUUUGAUUUUUUAUUCAAGGAUAAAGUCGUCUCGAUGCGCUAGAAGCACUGUGCCGCUUCUCCUGCUAUCUUUGCUCGUUAGUUAGCUUAGCUCGCUAGUUAGCUUAGCUCGUUAGCUGCUAACAGAAGUUAUCAACACAUCGCUAAGUAGAGAUCAAGUGUGAGACUAAAGUGUUGUGAUUGUGUGAAAAUGUCUACAUUACACAUGUUGAGAGCGUUGGUGGAUCAGCGACUAACUGCUGCCGCUGAAGAAAUAUUUGUAGUGUUAAAAAGAACGAUAGCAGAAUACGAGGCGGAACUUUCUAGAACAAAAGAAGAGAAUAAUCAACUACUGGACGCCGUUUUCAAGAAACAUCAAGUUGUGUUACACAGAACAGAUGUCGACGAUGAACGUCUUCUCCGUGAGCAGGAGGAAGGACCACCACCCUUCUGCAUAAAAGAGGAAGAAGGGGUACCACAGCCCCCAAACAUUAAAACUGAAGAGGGGGUACCACAGCCCCCAAACAUUAAAACCGAAGAGGGGGUACCACCGCCCCCAAACAUUAAAACUGAAGAGGAGGUACCACAUACCCAAUACGUUAAAUAUGAAGAGGAGGAACACAGCAUCAGUCAGGAGGGAGAUCAUAUUGAAGGACUGGAGGAGUUCCCAGUGACUGGUGUCCCUGUGACGAGUAAAGAAGAUGAAAGUGAGGAGAAGAGAGAGGCGGAGCCUCCAAGCAGCAGCUCAACACAACACAUGACAACAGAAGCUGAUGGAGACCACUGUGGAGGAUCACAAGCAGACAAGAUCUUAGCUCCACUUUCAGAUAGUGAGGACACAACGUCACACUCUCCUGACACUGAUGAUGAAGACUCUGACACUGAUGAUGAAGACUCUGACACUGAUGAUGAAGACUCUGAAGAUGAUAAGACGUGGGACCCUGACAACACUCACUUCAAAUGUUUUCACUGUCACAAAACCUUUGCCCUCAAAUCGUCUCUAAAUAGACACAUGAAAAAUCACACUGGAGAGAAACCAUUUCCGUGCUCGGCGUGCAAUCAAGUAUUCAGCAUCAAAGCAGACCUGAUAAAACACGCGAGAACACACGCUCAAGAGAAACCUUGUUCUUGUUCAGUGUGCGGCGAAUCUUUCACAGGGAGCGAAAGUUUGAAAAGACACAUGAUAAGACACCCUGGAGUGAAACUAUGUUUCUGUUCGGUGUGCGGGGCAAGUUUUAAUAAAAAGGACAGUUUGAAUAAACAUAUGAAAACACACACGGGAGAAAAACCUUUCCCCUGCGCAACCUGUGGCGUAUGUUUUUCAAGGAAGGACAGUUUGAGAGAGCACACGAGAAAACACACCGGAGAAAAACCUUAUUCCUGCUCAACCUGUGGUUUGUGCUUUUCCAGGAGGGACCGGUUGAUAGAGCACACAAGAACGCACACCGGAGAAAGACCCUUUUCCUGUUCUGUGUGUGAUUCCAAUUUUGGCCGAAGUGAUUAUUUGAAAAUCCACAUGAGAACGCACACCGGAGAAAAACCCUUCUGCUGUACAACCUGCGGUUUAAGUUUUACGAGGAAGAGCCGUUUGAAUUAUCACACGAGAAUACACACCGGGGGGAAAGUGCUGAGUUGCAGUGUGUGUGAUAAAAAAUUCUUCCAUGAGGACCAACUCAACAAACACAAGUGUGUUGCUGAGAACAGCAGCAGUAAAAUAGAAACGCGCUCCGCAGACCUCCGCCAGGAUCCGGAUGUUGAUCAGGACCAACACCGAAAUGUAAUCACUUGUUCCUUAUCCCAUUUCUGACAUGUCCUGAAAGUUGCACUGACUUUUGUUUUACUUUGUUAUGAUGCAAACUACCUGCCGGACUAUCAAACAGUUACUUUUAGUUACUUUUCAAUUACUUCAACGGCAAACGUGAAAAUAUGUUUUUUUAGUUACACAUCCUGGAAAACAACAUCCACACAACAGUUUAUAUUUAUUAGACUUACACUUCCUUUUUAUUGUCAUUCAAAUGUGAACUUUACAGUACAGAAAAGAGUGAAAUGUUGUUGGUUCUGCCUUCAAAAGCCUGCACAACCUGCUACUCCGGGCCGGAACGUAGUCUUCUGUUCGAGCGCACUACCCCUUCGUUCCCGAGUUUCGAGCUGUGCGCCUCGUCUCACCCCGCGUUUCCUCUGCUUCCCUGACUGCCUCUCGGAUCUGGACCUCCCGCUUGGACACGGACCUUCUUCGCCUCGCUAUAGCGCCCCUGCUCACGGACCUCCGAGCUCUGCCUUGUUCCUCCUGAUUUUCCGCCUCUCGCUCAACACCACCGGUCACACACAACAGCUAAUCUCCACACAUAGUCACACACCAUACACACUUUGGGUCUAGUCACACUCCAUUCUCUCGUUUAUUUAGAUUAUUGCUUGUUAUAUACGUAUAUAGUGUGUAUAUAUAUAAUACAUCAUAGAGUUAAAUACUGCACCCCCUUGUGGUCUGUGCCGUCUACUCCCCCCGUACACAACACUUUUGUACGAUAGACAUUUUUGUUUGUACUAGCAAUUUUGUAUCGUUUGCAUGUGACCUUGUAGAAUAAGAUAUCUGUUUUUCAUGAAUAAUGCUCUGAAUCUUUUUGAGACGGUUAACAAAAAACAAGUCUAUUUUUUUAAUUGGUCAAUUGAUUGGCAAUCAGGGCACACCUGUUCCAAGUUGCCAGUCAGGCUUCUUUUUAUGCCUUUUGUCAGUGCUGGAUCAUUGCUUGCCCUUGCUUAGUGAUCGUUGUUUCGCUUGUGCUUGUAAUGGCAAGGUUCCUGUGCACUUCCCAGCUGCACUAUUUCGACCUUGUUUUUGAGUAUUGACUUUAUUGACGUAAAGUAAAGCGAACCACCGAACGUGACAAUAACAAUGUACGGUGUUAACCUUGGAGACUGGACUUCUACGGUAUCUCCCUCCAGCUGCUUCUUUGUCAAACACACCAUCAGCAGCUUGUACAUACUUUCAUGGAUACCUGUUUGCCUUUUAGACGGGUUUUUUUGACAUUAUCUGCUAUAUCAGGACAAGAAAACUUGUAAUGUUGUGUUCGUAAGUCUUGAGUAAGAUGAUAAAAGUGAUAUUGGACAAUCAGACACUAUGUUAUUAUGCUAAUAGGCCAUGUUAUUCUUAAAUGAUCUAUUAAAUUAAUUUCAUGGCAAGUAUAUAAACAUACAUAUGUGUACAUAUAUAUGUAUAUUUAUAAACAAUAAGUAUCACUGUUGGCGUUAACGCAUUUUUUUAUGUAUUUUUACGAAUUGAAAUAAAAAAGGAUUCACAUUUCCGGAUUUACUGACUUCUUUUUGUUUUUAGCUCCGCUAUCAGAUAGUGAGAACACAACGUCACACUCUCCUGACACUGAUGAUGAAGACUCUGAAGAUGAUAAGACAUGUCACACUGACAACACUCACUUCAUGACAAAACCUUUAAAUACCGUAGUGAUCUGAA